Messenger RNA from Acanthosepion pharaonis, 600 nucleotides. Lineage: Eukaryota; Metazoa; Mollusca; Cephalopoda; Sepiida; Sepiidae. The record is from the annotation of a GenBank genome assembly.
AUGUGGAAGAAUCGCCUUGAUUUCGCUUUCCUCAAUACAGAACGUCUCUCUCUCUCUUUCUCUCUCUCUCUAUCUAUCUAUCUAUCUAUCGAUCUAUCUAUCUAUCUAUCUUGCUCUAUUUACAUACCCUCUCUAUCGUAUAUGGAUCCCAGCGCAGGAAAAUACAUCUAUCUAUCUAUCUAUCUAUCUAUCUAUCUAUCUAUCUAUCUAUCUAUCUAUGAGUUAAAUAACAAAUGCAGAUCAAAUAUGGAAAGGAAUCUAUCUAUCUAUCUAUCUAUCUAUGAGUUAAAUAACAAAUGCAAAUCAAAUAUGGAAAUCUAUCUAUCUAUCUAUCUAUCUAUCUAUCUAUCUAUCUAUCAGUUAAAUAACAAAUGCAAAUCAAAUAUGGAAAUCUAUCUAUCUAUCUAUCUAUCUAUCUAUCUAUCUAUCUAUCAGUUAAAUAACAAAUGCAAAUCAAAUAUGGAAAGAAAUCUAUCUAUCUAUCUAUCUAUCUAUCUAUCUAUCUAUCUAUCUAUCUAUCAGUUAAAUAACAAAUGCAAAUCAAAUAUGGAAAGGAAUCUAUCUAUCUAUCUAUCUAUCUAUCUAUCUAUCUAUCUAUGA